AUGGCUUUCAGCAUCACCAUCCAGAAGCGCUCGGCGCCCGGCAAGUCUGCCUCCAAAGGCUUCCCUCUAAACGUCAAGCUCUCCUCCAACAAGGCCACCCUCGCCGAAGUCAAGAAGCAGAUCGCCUCGGCGUCCCGCAAGCUCACCAUCGAGCGUCAACGCAUCACCACCGAGGACAAGAAGCCUCUCCUCGACGAUGACAAGUCGCUCGCCGAUCUCGGUGUCACCUCUGGUCAGACGCUCUACGUCAAGGAUCUCGGCCCGCAGGUCGGCUGGCGCACCGUCUUCCUCACCGAGUACUUUGGCCCCAUCGUCAUCCACCCGCUCUUCUACUUCCUCGGACCCAAGAUCUGGCACCGCGACUUUGUGCACUCGCGCAUGCAGACCGUCGCCAUGACUCUCGCCGUAGCGCACUACGUCAAGCGCGAGCUCGAGACCAUCUUCGUCCACCGCUUCAGCAACGGCACCAUGCCCCUCUUCAACAUCUUCAAAAACUCGACCCACUACUGGAUCCUCUCCGGGUUCCUGCUCGCGCCGUUCAUCUACUCGCCCUGGUUCUCCGCCGCCUCGGUCGCAGGCACCAUUCAGGACAGCACCACGUUCAUCGUCGCCACCACCGCCGUGUGGGCCCUCGCCGAGUUGAGCAACGCCUACUGCCAUUUGAUCCUCAAGAAUCUCCGUCCGGCUGGAACCAAGGUGCGAAAGAUCCCGAGAGGCUUUGCGUUUGAACUGGUCUCGUGCCCCAACUACUUUUUCGAGUUCCUCGCCUGGGCUGCGUUUACCGUGCUGACGCUCAAUCCGGCCAGCGCACUCUUCGCCGCCGUCAGCACCGGCCAGAUGUGGCUCUGGGCCGUCAAGAAGCACAGGAACUACAAGAAGGAGUUCGGCAAAGAGUAUCCUAGGCGAAAGGCCAUGUUCCCUUUCAUUGCUUGA
Kalmanozyma brasiliensis GHG001 is the source of this 933-nucleotide messenger RNA. RefSeq names its product 3-oxo-5-alpha-steroid 4-dehydrogenase, C-terminal. Gene Ontology annotation, molecular function: protein binding; oxidoreductase activity, acting on the CH-CH group of donors. Gene Ontology annotation, biological process: very long-chain fatty acid biosynthetic process. The record is from RefSeq and is a predicted model, not a curated record. Lineage: Eukaryota; Fungi; Basidiomycota; Ustilaginomycetes; Ustilaginales. The coding region runs from base 1 to 933 and encodes 310 amino acids. The transcript has a single exon.